GUGACAAGAGAAGGCGGGACGCUCACUGGAAACACUUAUAGCUUUGUCCUUUGCUUUCUUUUUUUUUUGGGUGUACAAUGUGAAAAAUGAUCCUCUGACGAGUAGUUGCCAUGUUUCGGAUCGCGGGCACGAGAGCCGCUUUAAAGGCUGCUAGCGCUAAGUUGCUACAUGACACCUGCACAAGACACUUACACAGUACCUGCGAUGUGGCCGUGGUGGGCGCCGGCAUCGUGGGCUUGGCCACCGCCCGAGAGCUCUUCCUGCGACACCCCGCCCUCACCUUCACUCUGCUGGAGAAGGAGAAAGAGCUCUCCACGCACCAGAGCGGCCACAACAGCGGCGUGAUCCACAGCGGCAUAUACUACACGCCGGGCUCGCUCAAGGCUCGGCUGUGCGUGCGAGGAGCGGCGCUGGCCUACGAGUACUGCGACAAGAAAGGACUGCCCUACAAGAAGUGUGGAAAGCUCAUUGUGGCAGCGGAACAGGAGGAAAUCCCUCGUCUCAAAGCGUUAUACGAGCGAGGGCUGAAGAACAACGUGCCAGGACUCAGCAUCGUGGACGCCAAAGGAAUCAGAGAGCGAGAGCCGUACUGCAGGGGCGUCAUGGCGCUGAACUCCCCAAACACGGGCAUCGUGGACUGGCGGCAGGUGGCGCUGCAGUACGGCAAAGACUUUGAGGAGGCCGGCGGCAAGGUGGUCACGCAGUACGAAGUCAGUGACAUCGCCAUGGUCGCAGAGAGCCCCGCAGGGGGCACUGAAGGACUCAAAUAUCCAAUCGCCAUCAAAGACAAGAAGGGCAAUGAGGUGCGCUGCCGCUACGUGCUGACCUGCGGGGGGCUCUACUCGGACCGCCUGUCGCAGAUCUCCGGGUGCAGCCGGGAGCCUCGCAUCGUCCCUUUCCGAGGCGACUAUCUGGUCCUCAAGCCGGAGAAACACUACCUGGUCAAAGGCAACAUUUAUCCCGUGCCAGACCCUCGCUUCCCCUUCCUGGGCGUCCACUUCACGCCGCGCAUGGACGGCAGCAUCUGGCUGGGACCCAACGCCGUGCUGGCCUUCAAGAGGGAAGGAUACAAGAUCUACGACGUCAACGUGAGAGACAUGGCCGACGCGCUCGCCUUCAGAGGGCUUCAGAAGCUGGUGUUGAGGAACAUCUCUUACGGCAUCGGCGAGAUGUACCGAGGCAUCUUCAUCGGGGCGCAGGUCAAGCUCCUGCAAAAGUACAUUCCCGAUCUGUCUCGCGGUGACGUGCUCAGGGGUCCGGCCGGGGUGCGAGCGCAGGCGCUGGACCGCCACGGCAACCUGGUGGACGACUUCGUGUUCGACGGCGGCGCGGGCGACCUGGGCAGCCGUGUGCUGCACGUGCGCAACGCUCCCUCGCCCGCCGCCACCUCCUCGCUCGCCAUCGCAGAAAUGGUCGCCGACGAGGUGGAGGGCCGCUUUGCGCUCUGAUCGCGAGCGUAUUAAGAUCCUCGAGUUUGACACCUGUGAUUCCGAGUCAACUCUGAAUCGUGUUUUCGGAGCGGUCGGACCCUUUCCGAUGUGUCAGCAAGUGCAAUUUCCUCUUCUAUGGUUAUCAUCAUGCUUCACAGGUAGUCCUAGAAAAAUAUAAACACGCACAAAAAAAAAAAAAAAAAACCCAAAGAAAAAACAAAACAUUUUGAAAAGAGUUAACCCUUAGGUCCGCGGGUAUGCUGGAGUCGAUCCCAGCUGACACCCUGGACUCCUCACCAGCCAGUCCCGGAGCGCACACAGACAAAAGAAGACUUCACAUUCUCGCCUACGGACCAUUUUGAGUCUUUCAUGAAGCUAACGUACAUUUUUGGGGAUGCGGGAGUACCCGGAGAAAAGCCACUCGACGAUGUCCAGUCAUUUCAAAGAAAGAUGCAGUCGUCACUUCUGUGUCCUUUUUAAAAUGAAGUCAAGCUUGUCGACCGCACACACGCUGUGCAGAGUGGGAUUUAUUUGAAUGAAAAGCAUUAUUUUUAGAGGUGAGGGUUGGAUUUUCACUGCGGUUCUGUUUUGUGGAAUGCUUAAUCGAUCUAUUUUUAACGCGAUUUAAUGAAACUAGUUGGGAUGAUUUUUCGUCCUCGACGUGACGAGGACUCAGGCGGCCCUCCCUCGGAGAGAAAAAUAUAUUUGUCGUCCAUCUACAGUGACGCUUUCUGUUUUUCUUUCUCUUCUUCAUCAUGACUGCCAAGUGUCGCGUCACUGCAGCGUCACGUGCCACUCAGGAAGUUGCCAUGUCAUAUUUACACACACUCAAGUCAUCAUGUUUUUGACUGAUGACUGUUACUGUCUUUUUAUACAAUAAAGAUGCAUUUUUCAAUGGGAAA
Phycodurus eques (leafy seadragon) is the source of this 2332-nucleotide messenger RNA. It is a transcript of the gene l2hgdh, whose product is annotated as L-2-hydroxyglutarate dehydrogenase. Gene Ontology annotation, molecular function: (S)-2-hydroxy-acid oxidase activity; (S)-2-hydroxyglutarate dehydrogenase activity. The record is from RefSeq and is a predicted model, not a curated record. Bases 111 to 1448 code for a protein of 445 amino acids. The transcript has 10 exons. NCBI's taxonomy places the organism in Eukaryota, Metazoa, Chordata, Actinopteri, Syngnathiformes, Syngnathidae.